AAAUUUCUCUGUUUUUCCUUUUAUUUUGUCCAAUAUCAUUAAUUUCUGUCAAAAAAUGAGUGCAAUGAGUGAAAGAAAGCUCAUAUGUUAGACACACAUCUCGAGGCUUUUGCUCUGCAGUAUUCUUCUCUCUCUCUGCUUUUCACAUUUUGCUUUUUCUUUAUUAAUACAUAUUUUUAAUCAUUUUUACCCAUCUCUGGAAAAUCUUGGUCUCUGUAGACCCACACCAAAAGGAGACUGAUACUCUCAGCUGCUUAAAUAGUUUCUCCAAUUCAUUGCUUUCAGACUAUUUCAGGUUUUCGUUAAUGCCUUCGGUUUUAUGACCGUCUCUCCCAACUACUUCUCUCUCUUGAAAACAACUAUUCCUCUGUUUUUGGCUCUGAGCAGAGUGUGAUAGAAAAAGUCCAACGAUUUUUCCUCUUCAUUGUCGAUUACACCAUCUGGGUCUUGUCCCUUUCCUCUGAACCAACCUUUUUCUCCAAGUGGGUUUUUUACGUUUUGUGGCCAGAAGAACCCACCUGCUUUUUUGGGGGCUUGGAAAAAAGGUUGCUCUGUUUUACUCUGUUCAAGAUCACAAGGUUAGGGUUUUUGUGGACAAUAAGGGUUCUUUGCCUUUGCACAUUUUGUUCUACUUCCUUUGUUUUCUUAGUUUUUAAGGUUUUUCUGAAGUGGGUCCUCAAUGUUCUAGAGAAAUUCACUUUGGAGGCUGAGAAAAUGGGGUUUGUUUCAUGAAGUGGGUGGAAAGUUGGGUUUUUUAAGCCCCUUGGUGGUUCUAUUGCGGUGAAAUUUCGGAUUUAAUAUAUUCAUUGUCCAUAUUUUUAGUUUCACUAGCUUUUGUUCAAGUGGGUUUUUGAUAAUGGGGUUUGUUUCAAGGACUAGAUUGCCAAGGCUUUUGGUGGUCUUAUUGAUGUAGUGAUUUUUGUUCAGUUGUGGUGGGGGUUGUGUUUUUUGGAUUUUGAGAAAAUGGGUUGUGGUAACUCCAAAACUGAUAAAAAUGAAGCUCUACGUCUCUGUAAAGUACGGAAGAGAUUCAUCAAGCAGGCCAUUGAUUCAAGGUAUGCUCUAGCAGCUGCUCAUGUCUCUUACACACAAUCCCUUAAAAACAUCGGCAUUGCUCUUCGGCGGUAUGCUGAGGCCGAGGUCUUGAUAGAGUCAUCUCUGUCGGAUAAGACCCCAUCACAUUCAUCAUACCCGUCACCGUCUCCGUCACUUCUUGCCGAUGUUUCGGACUCACCUUUGCACAAUGAGAGCCCCCUUUCCCCGCCUGUGGCGGCUAUUAGCUAUAUGAGGUCUGGUGGUGGUGCUGCUGUUACUGUUAUGGUCAAUCCGAGUGGUGUUAAUAGUUAUGUGGAUGAGGAAUCAAUGGCAUUUCCUGUGCCACCACCACCUCCCCCUCAUCUUGAGUCAGGUUCUUGGGAUUUCUUUGAUCCCGUUGAUGAUAAUGUGAGCUUUAGGUUUGUGGAGCAUAGUGGGUUGGAUAUGAAUUUUGAUGAUAUGAGUGGAUGGAGACAGUUCAAGAGAGAGUUUGAUUUAGGUGGAACUAAUGAAUUUCAUGAAGGUUGGUCCCAAUCAGAGCAAAAGGCUGGUGACAUCCCUGGUAAUAUAGUGACUCGAAAUAAUAGUAACAGUCGAUCAAAAGAGCGUAAUGUUCAUUCAAUUACCUCUAGAGGAGUUGAAGGUUCUCAACAAACGGUUGAUGGUAAAGUUAGGCAGCUAGAGUUGGAAAAUAAUGGUAAUGGAUUAGCUGAGACCUCUGCAGGUAAAGUUGCUCUUGAACAGUCUAGUUCAAAAAGGGAGAAAAGCAUGGUGGAGAAAGAUGUAAGUGCAGAAAGAGAGGAUCCUUCAGAGUUCAUUACCCACAGAGCUAAAGAUUUUCUUUCGAGCAUUAAGGAUAUAGAGCAUCGUUUCUUCCGUGCUUCUGAAUCUGGUAAGGAGGUCGCCAGGAUGCUAGAGGCAAACAAAAUCAGAGUUGAAUAUUCUGAGGCUAAAGGGAAGUCAUCUGCCUUGGCUCUUUUGGUGGCUUUCAAGCUUGUUUGUUGCCAUGGGAAGACUGCACUUGUUACUUAUGAACCUUCACAAAAUGUAACAAAGAUUAUUACAUGGAACCGGACAACAUCUACAAGGUCAUCUUCAUCUAGGAAUCCUCUCACCGCAGCUUCAAAAGAAUAUAAUGAUGACAGCGGAAGUGAUUUUGUUGAGGAGUUUGGCAUGAUUGCAGGAAGUCAUUCCUCCACUCUGGACAGACUGUAUGCAUGGGAGAGAAAACUUUAUGAUGAAGUAAAGGCCAGUGAAUCUGUCAGGAAGGAAUAUGACCGGAAGUGUGACCAGCUUAGGCACCAAUUUGCAAAGGAUUGUAGCAGUCAAGUGAUUGACAAAACCCGGGCAGUUGUAAAGGAUCUUCACUCACAAAUAAAGGUGGCAAUUCAUUCUGUUGAUUCAAUAUCUAAGCGGAUUGAGAAAAUUAGGGAUGAAGAGUUGCAACCACAGCUUGUAGAAUUAAUCCAGGGAUUGACCAGGAUGUGGAAAGCCAUGCUUGAAUGUCAUCACGCACAGUACAUCACCAUAUCAUUGGCAUACCAUUCAAAGAGUUUGUCAGGAACUCCCCAAGGAGAUACCCGCAGGCAGAUAACAUCUCAACUCCAGGAUGAAAUUGAAUGCUUUGGCUUAGGUUUUGCUAAUUGGAUCAAUAGUCUCACAUCAUAUGUGGAAGCUCUGAAUGGUUGGCUGCAAAACUGCAUCCUGCUACCGCAAGAACGUUCCAGGGGUAGGAGGUCAUUCUCCCCUCGUCGAGUUGUGGCACCUCCUGUAUUUGUUUUGUGCCGUGAUUGGUCAGCGGGACUUCAAGCUUUGCCAUCUGAUGAACUAAGUAAUGCAAUCAAAACAUUUUUAUUGGAUGUUUGCCAGUUGAUGGACCAACAAGCACUAUUGCAGAAGAAACAGAAAUCUGCUGAGGCAGAAAAUGAAGAACCAGAGAGCAAAGAUGCUGAAAAGGAUGACGAUAGUUCCUCAAAUUUGUGCGGCAAUCAUACAAGUUUGACAAAGGUUCUUGAGCAACUGAACAAAUUUUCCGAGGCUUCAUUGAAAAUGUACGAAGAUAUUAGACACAAAGGUGAAGCAGCCCGAAAUGCAUAUUUGAAUUAUAAGCCUAGAACAUAAGAGUUUUACGUCAUCAUCUAAUAUAAGCACUGGAAUUUGUGGUUGGGAAUAGAUAUCUGUAAAUUUCAUAGUGUUGCAAAGAACUAUUGAAAAGUACAAUUAUUUGGGAGGAGUGUGGGCAUUGGCUUAAUUUUAGAAAGCUCAAGGUGAAAAUUCCAGAUUUAUGGAAUUCAUGUCUUCUUAUACUUACCAAUCUACUACCUUUUCUUAUGAGCGAAUUUGACAGAUUCCUCUUCUUUA
Molecule: messenger RNA, 3396 nt
Organism: Quercus lobata
Lineage: Eukaryota; Viridiplantae; Streptophyta; Magnoliopsida; Fagales; Fagaceae
Product: bZIP transcription factor, putative (DUF630 and DUF632)
Exons: 5
Coding region: 964-3156 (730 amino acids)
Source: RefSeq, a predicted model, not a curated record